Molecule: messenger RNA, 1206 nt
Organism: Drosophila persimilis
Lineage: Eukaryota; Metazoa; Arthropoda; Insecta; Diptera; Drosophilidae
Exons: 1
Coding region: 111-1151 (346 amino acids)
Source: RefSeq, a predicted model, not a curated record
AAAGUUACUUUAGAUAGACUAGACUACUAGUAUAUCGUAAAUUCGUAAUUCCAGUAAUAAAUACUAUAUAUAUAUAUUUUGUUAGAUUUUGUGUCCGAGAGUUCAGCGAAAUGGAGAAUAAAAUGGAGGGUGAUUCGGACACCGAGCUGCUUGAUCCGUUCAAGCACAGCAUGGCUGAGGUCAGCUCCCGGGUCGAUGCCUACAAGAGACGCCUGGAGGAGAAGGAUAUGCAACUCAAGAUGGCAAGCCUCAGUCUGCAGUCGAGUUUCUGCGCGCUGAGCUUCGACUUGAUUGGUAUUCGACAGGAUAUAGAAAAGUUGGAGCGACAGAAGGAGCAGCACCAGCAGCUGCAACGGGAGCUCAUGGCGCGCCUGGAGCCCGAUACCAUUGAAGUGUCUACUGCAGAGAAUGGCUCUCCGAAGGUGGAGAUAAAUAACUGCAACGCGCCGGAAUGCAAAGACGAAAUGGUUUUCAUUCGAUUCGGCCCAAGUAAGUGCCCAUAUCAGAACUGUCGGCGCCAAAUGGACAGCCAGUUGCUUCUGCUGCACUAUCUCUUCGACCACGAGCAGGAGAAUUCUGGCGUCCAGCAGUGCCACCGGCUGAUGGAGGGCCAACGCACGGUGUUGUCCUUUCAGGCCAUGAACUAUCCCUUUGGGGUGAACCAGGUGCUGGGGCUGCUUGCCUACUGCGGCACGGUGGAACAGCAGUUUGUUCAACAGAAGAGCCCAAUGCGCCGGAAGGUCUACAACAGCUUCCUGCCGCAGCAGCACGUGCACAUGGAGAGCGACAUACCCGUUGUUGUUUUAAUGUGCAGGACGAAGCCCAGUGCUAUGCUCUCGGAAAAGUUGCAGGCGCGCCAAAGCCACCUGCUGGACCAAUACACGGAUCACAUUUUCGUGAUCUGGCUGGUCACGCCCAACAUCAGGCGUAAACUGAAUGCCACACUUUAUUUAUGCGGCCGCGAUGCCGCUGUCAUGGGAUGUAGUGUGGUGCGUGUGCGGGAAGUCAACCGGAGCCAGGAAACGCACCGCUUCAUGCCCGUGGAUUCUAACUACUGGCGACUGACUUAUGCCGAGAUGCAGAAGCUCUCAAACGGCUUCCGCGACGAGCUACACCUGGAAAUCGGCCUCACAGAGGUACCGCCCACGUAACUUCCGUUAAAUUGACAUUCACCGACUGCCCGCCCCUCCGUUCGACCCUUCGCGU